AUGGCCAUAAACCUAGCCAAAUUUCUCAUACUGUUUUUCACUAUUUCGAUCUGCAACGCCGUCACGAAUCCAAGUCCGAUUUCCGAUUCUCACCGUUCCGCUGCUUUACAACUCUUCGAUGGUUCCUCUUCAAGGUCGAUGGUUCCUCUUCCAGGAAGUGCCAAGGACUUCUUCAAUCAAAUUGAAUCAUUAGCUCUUCUGGAGAGCAAAAGGGUUCCCGUCCCAUUAGUGCUGUCACUUCCUGCAACAGUUUAUUCAUUGUCCAAAAAAGAUCAGCUCAAGGUUACAGUGAAUACAGUACUUGGUUCAGCCGCACCACCUCUUACAGUUAAGCUUGUCAGAGCUUUCCACGCUGAUGCUAAACAUUCUGCUGUUAUCGAGGGCAAGGAACUCCAGUACGAUCAAAGUAGUGGACUUCAUGUCAUGGGCUUCCCAGAUAAUGUGGAUGUGGGAACAUAUGUGUUUGUUUUUGAGACAGCGCUUCAUGAUUCAGGUAGUGAAAAUGAUUAUGCUAUUGGAGGCCAAAUUCACGUGCCGAUAUAUGUCACUGGCAUUGUUAAAGUUAGCAACGCAGAAAUUGCAGUUCUUGGCAGUGAUCUUGGAAGUGAUGAAACCCAGAAAACGCUAGAUUUGGCUGGAACUGAUGUUGUUUCACUCUCAGCUAACCAUCUUCAAAAGUUGCGUUUUUCUUUUCAGUUGAUAACGCCUCAUGGCCAUACCUUUAAGCCUCGCCAGGCAUUGCUUAAGUUGAAGCAUGAGACAAAGUAUGAACACAUCUUUGUGAAAUCAAGUGAACUUAAAGUGGAAAAGGCAUGUAUGUUCUGGUUUUAUUCAGAAGAAAACACUAACACCAAGGCUCUGAUUCUAAGUUCUCAGGAAGCAAGCAACAAAGUCGAUGAAGUUGAAGAACAAUUGAGAAACCUAAAACAAGAAUUAGAAAUGAUCAGAAGUGAAAAUAUAUCACUGCAAUCAAAGAAUAACUAUUGGGAAGUUAGAGCAAAAUAUUCUGCUGAUAGACUUUACAGAUUCAAGAAAGAAAAUGAACAUCAGUUGUUUAUUUUGAAGCAUGAAAAUGAAUUGAUAUCAAAUGCUGAGAAACAAGCUCGUCAAUUGGUUACUAAUUUAUUUCAAAGGAUACAUUGUUUACAGAUCUCAGUUGAAACACAAGUGGCAGAAAGGAAAAAACAAGAAGAAAUUAUACAUAUGCUACAGAAUGAAUGUAAUAAGGCUAAAAGAGAGUUUCAAGAGCAAAAUAAUUAUGUUGAAAGGCUUAGACAGAAGCUUGAUAAUGUCAGUAAAUUUCCUAUGAAAAUAGCUCAAGAGUCAGGGGAAAAAAUAGCCAUUACUUCCAGUGUAAUGUCAGCUGGUGAAUCCAAAGUUCCUGCUGUGGAGGAUUUUCUUGGCUUGGUGGACAAAUUUUAUUAUCUCUCGGGCAGAUAUGAUUUUGAGUUGACUGUUGGUGAUGCUGUCAUGGAGAACUCUUUCUUGCGGCCACUUGGUCAUUUGGAAUUAGAUCUUCCAGAAGCACCUGAGAAAGCAGCGCAUCUUCCCCCACUACCUUCCAGAAGCUCUUUUGAGAAUUGCUGUGAAGAACGCGAGGUUAAGAAGAAGAAUGGAAGUUGGAUGAGUAAAGCAGGCAGAAGCAAAGAACCUGAUUACGUUCCCCAUGUUGUGGCUCAAAUGAAGGCUUCUUAUUUGCAUUAUUAUGAUUUAACCGGCCAGAAUUGUAUGGACUCCUCUACCGUGAAAGAGUUUGUUUUAUUUUCUGUAAAGCUCGGGCAAAGUGAUGCUCAGGACUCCGACUAUCAGCCAAAAGACGAGCUUGCUGCAAUUGCCGUCAAAAUACCUAAAGCUAUCAGUUUCAUUAACAAUCAACAUCAUAGCAGUUGCCACAGUGAUAGUCAUGACAUUGUCCAUGCAACGGUUGUGCUCCCAGGCGGGGUUCAUAGUUUUCCAAGUAAAGGCGGACCUUCAUCACUACUUGAGCGAUUAUCAAUUCGAUCUUUUUGUUCAGGGGAACAAACACGAUCCGUGCCCAGCAUUCAGCUUAACCCCUUAGAAAAUGGUAUGAGUUCUGUAGCCUUUGACUCGUCGCUCUCACUUUUGCAAGCAUUCGCCAUUUGCAUUGCAUUAGUUGAUAGCAAGAUGCCAUGUGAGCUUUCUGGAACAAGAAAGUCGCAAACCGAGGAACUAAAGGCUUUUGGUAAAUUAGAAGAUAUUCCUACAAGUUAUGUUUCUAAUCCACCAGUUUCUCCUGUUGGUAGGGUCUAA
Molecule: messenger RNA, 2271 nt
Organism: Vicia faba (fava bean)
Lineage: Eukaryota; Viridiplantae; Streptophyta; Magnoliopsida; Fabales; Fabaceae
Source: the annotation of a GenBank genome assembly